AUGGAGUCCGAUGCAUUAGUAUCACUAUCUUUUUGCUCCCAGAAAAGUCACUCUGUCAUAAAAACUCAACGAAGAGCACCAUUCAAUGGACGCCUCUGUAUUUCGGAAUUCGACAGCAAUUUAUCAUUCCGCACAUUUCGAAAUCGCGAUAGUGUGUUGAGUGUCUGCGAUAUUUUGUUUUUUCCCAAUUCUAAGAGAAGUAAUUAUGUUAAAAUGAGCGGGCAGUACGUUCCAGUUGAAGUGCACCGUUCGGAUGGAAAUCUUGUCUCAUACUGGCAUAAUACAACGGACGGAUUGAAAACUAUUACUGAUUAUGUGACCGACCUUUUCAAUAUUGAUGUAUCAGAAGUCUGUGUAUCUGACGAUUUAUUCAAAAUGAUUGAAUGGGUGAACAAUAGACAAAAGACACCAUUGAAAAAAGUGGUUGCCUGGGUUGCUUGCCCAGCAGAAAAUAAAAUUAUAUACCUCGUGAGGGACUGCACAACUUUAUCUGAAAUAAGCAUUCACUCAAAGGCUCCACCCAAUUUCCGCAUAUUGGGAAAUUUCCGAAGAAUCGAUUGCUUAGAUAUCUGGCAUGGGCAAUGGGUGACAAUCGAUAACCUAUUAACAAUGGAUGGAAUUGAUAUUAUUUUGGGAUUUUCUAGUCUGUCUAAUAGUGAUAUGAAUGCCUUUCUGAAGCACUGGCUGUCUGGAAGGUGUCCUCGAUUGAAAUUAUUCUGCGCCACAACUGGUUCCGUGGAUAUAUUUCAAGUACUCGCUGGUCUACAGCGUAAUGUAGUUUUUGUGGAGAAUCGUCGAGACUACACCAGCCCAUUCGAAUAUAGCAGAAUCUUGUCAUUCGGAUAUGACAUCAAACGUGCGGAUGGUGUGACUGCUACAGUAUGCGAACAGGGGAACGGAACCUUGGUUAUUGCUGUUUGGCCUGAGACCACUUACAAUUAUAAUUAA
Messenger RNA from Caenorhabditis remanei, 948 nucleotides. RefSeq lists its product as uncharacterized. The transcript has 3 exons. The coding region runs from base 1 to 948 and encodes 315 amino acids. NCBI's taxonomy places the organism in Eukaryota, Metazoa, Nematoda, Chromadorea, Rhabditida, Rhabditidae. The record is from RefSeq and is a predicted model, not a curated record. Gene Ontology annotation, biological process: embryo development.